ACAUUCACACGGUAGCGCGCUUCAUAGCAGUCCUUAAACCAGCAGAAGGACUUUUGGCAAUGGGAUGACGAGUGUGUCCCAGUGUUUCCAGUUUGUGACAGUUAAAGGUGAUUGGUCACACUCUCAAGAGAGGCUUCUAGAGCUCAUGUUGACCAGCAGACAAACGAAAAAGCCAGACAGAGGAGCGCCGCGGGGGUCUGAAAAAUGGGAGCGGUGAAGUGAAAACCAUCGAAAAGCGGCAUGUCUGGAUGAAAAACACCAAAAGUAAGUUACUUCGAACAUAUCCCGACAAGAAAAGCACUCGAGUUUUGCCUCUUUGUCUUCAACUUUAACGUUUUGGGUGAGAAAUGUAGUGUUUAUUGUUCGCCAAACAGUAGCGGAGUUUCGGGCACCAAAACGCAGCAGACCAGCGGACCUCAGUGGUCAGAUCAGAUUUCACGAUUUCACGUUAUCCUGUGCGUUUGAGAAACCGCCCCUGGUGUCCCGACUGAAUUGACGGGACUGCUGCGUGAUUUUUACCUUAAAUCAUCCAGACAAGGACGUCAACUUUUAGUUUGUUUGCAACCUCACGUGAACGAUGCGCGUCGAGGUGACAUGUGGAUCAGUGAUUGACAGCUCAGAUGGGCGGGGUUGACUCGAAGGAUUUAUUAGUGGACAAAGGAAAUUGAGAUAUUUGUCUUCAGUUUGGAUAGUUUUUUUUCUGAAAAUGCUGCAGUGUAGUCCUCAGCCCUCUGUGGUUUGCCACGUACAGCUGUAAGAAAUUUGAUCUGCACAAGUGCCCAUGUGGUGAGUGUAUACCCGCCUCCUGUGUGAACGUAUACAGACAGGGCAGUUGGACACUUUCCUCACUGCUUCUCACUAUUACAGCUUUUUUUUCAGUCACUAACAACAACCAGUUGUCACAUUUUCAAAACUGUAAACACAAUGAGCACAGCAUCGGCCUUUUGUGGCCACACCAUUCACACAUUUCAUGUUGUUUUUAGUGAUGAGCACGGCAGUUCUUUGAGAUGUACUGAAUCACUAGAAUCAGUUCACUAAAAAGAUUUGUUCAAAAGAUUCGUUCGCUGAAUCACUAAAUCAUUCUGGGUUUGACUAGCUCUCUUCUCAUUACUGCCAGCUAACGUUUUAAAUUUGUUUAAUUGGGAACUAAAUCUGUUAACACGAUGGGGAACAACGGUCGCCAACGGUCCCUGGGUCGCCUGGCAAUGCUGUGUACUAUGAAAUAAAUGCAUUACCUGAGGAAGUGAUUUGGUUUGGUAUGUUCAGUUAGAAGAUUUGGUUCUUCUAAAGGAAUCAUUCGUGAAUGACCCAACGCUAGUUGUUUUCACACAAUAUGCAGUCAGUGAACACAUUUCCACAAUGCUUACAUUUUCUUAACAGACGAGCUAUACCUCCCAACAAAAUGAUGGAUUGUUUUUGUAUUGUUUACGAAUGUUAAUUCACAACAUCCCACAAUAGCAAAAGCAAUAUUCCAAACCUUAGAUACAGUUAGGGCUGGGUGCAUGAGUGCUACCCCCCUGGCAGAAAUGCAGAUGAAGGCUCAACAGAUUAUGACAUUGUCGACAACAUUGGCAUGAAAAAGUUGGUGGUGUGGAGGUGUUUUUUUUUUUUUUGAGGUCGGACAUGAAGCAGAGUAAUGUGCACUGCAAAUUAUGUCGAGUUCAUGUUCACGCAAAGUCGGGGAAUACCUCAAAUCUUUUUCAGCACCUGAAGCAGUGCCAGCAGAGCAUGUACAAUGCAAAAGAUUAUAAACCCUAAGUGGGGCAAGGACAGCCGACCAUUCAGUCCACUUUCUGUAGCGCAAUGCCUCACGACAAAACGUAGAGGAGACACAAAGACCUCACAGAUGCAGUAGCUUAUUGUAUUGCAAUAGAAAUGCUAGCAAUAAACAAUGUUAAAUUUUGUUUUUUAUAUUGUGAUAUAUCAAUAUCGACUGAUAUGAAAAAAAUAUAUUGUGCUAAAAUUUUUCCCAUAUCUCCCAGCCCUAGAUACAGUAUAGAAACCUCUGCUUCUGCAAUGAUAUCAGUUCAAAAACAACAUAUCUCAGCUGAUAAUAAAGAAACAAUUGAAUAAUUGACACACAGCUGAUUUAUGUUGGGUAAAUUAGUGCCAACCACAGCUGAUUCCAGUCUGGUUUAGACUCAGUGGCAGGGGUUAAAAGGAGGAGUUUGAGGAGUGAUGUUUUUGGAAACAGAAAAAGACAAACACUGUAAUGUCUAGAUGAGGAAGAGUACGAACCAGGGGCCCAGAGAGAAGAGCAGGAGCAGGAUAUUUUGUUCACUGUAAGCAAUACUGUUAAACUUUUUCUGUUCUAUCAUAUUUUUAUUUUUUUUACUGUACCUUCUGUAGUAAACAGUAAAGGAAAAAAAAACUGAUUUGCUUUUUACUGGAAUGCUUUUGAAUGGGAACAUUUCAUAUGAACAUACAGUUCCCAACCAAGAAAUUUAGUGUACAAACAGUGGAUUGCAUGUUUUGCAUGCAAAUACCUGUAAAACUAAAACAUAAAUGUCUAUGCAGUUUUUGUAAUGUGAGCAAUAGUCAGUGUUUUGAACUGGUGGACUUUGAUCGACUGCUUGUACCUUGUGAAGUAAAAAGAAGUGUUAUUCUUUGACAGAAUAAUUUUAUUUUGAGUCAGAUAUCCAGUGUUUCGGUAAAGUUAGUGUGUGCAGAGAAAGAUGUGUUCUACUUUGAAAUGAAGAGUUAGUAUAUUUAACAAAAUGUGUUUUUGAGAAGAAAAUUAUCCAUUUGGCCAAAUGUGUUUUGUAGGUGUGAUUCUGUGUUAAGAGUUUAGAAAAAGUGUAUGGGUGAGUGCUUGUUAGCAAUUGAAAAAAACUGUAAUAAGUUAAAAUGGGAGAUAUGGCACAAGAACUAAAUUUGACGUGUUGUAAAAUCAGAUGCGAGUAUAGAGCCAGCUGCAGAAAUGCAAAGUAAGAAAUGUAACUCGGUAAAGUCGUUGAUUGACAGCAAAACGUUGGAACCACUUAUAUAUUUACUUUUAACAUAUAGAUAGAUAGAUAGAUAGAUAGAUAGAUAGAUAGAUAGACCCACCGAAUAUUGAACGUCGAAAAGACGUGCAGAUCAAGUCAGAAUUGGGUCGGUCUGUCAAAGACCACAUCUAGACGUCAGUGUGACGUUCAAACUAGGUUAGAAAUUUUGACGUCCGAAUUGGACCUUCUUUAGAUGUUGCUCUGACGUUAAGGAUUUGGACGUCAUUGGAAGACCAAAUCUAGACGUCGCACAAUGUGCAAAAUGGAUCCAAGAUUUAGACGUCAUUAUAGGACUUGUUUUAGACGUUGAAAUUACGUCCACAUUUGUACCUCAUCAUCGAAAAAAUACGUUAAAUAGAUGUCAUUUCGACGUUGCAUUGCGCUGUGGGGAUAGAUAGAUAGAUAGAUAGAUAAAUAGAUAUCAUUUUCUUUUAAAUAGAAGUAGUGAUCAUAUGUAUUAAUCAUUGAGUUCCACAUUUUGUCGUCAUGUCUUUUCUAAAAGGAUGUCUCACAACUGAAUGGGCUUGGGUCUGUCUCAUUGCUUGUGAAUUUGUUUAAUCACUUUAACUGGAGGCUUCCUGUUGCCAUCUGAUCGCUUUAAAACACUUAAGCACCACAAAUGUGUUUAAGCACCAUGCCUCCUUUGAAGUGUCAUUCAUUAAUUUGGCAGAAAAGGAUUAGUGUGAUAUCAUUCUUCCAAUUACACACUUUUCAGCCUCAAACUGAAUGAUAAUGAAAUAAAAGAAAGGUCUCAAUGAUUAAAGGAAUAAAUCAAAGUGCCAAGGGAUGCCGAAUAAUGCUUGACGGCAAUGUGUGCUUAAUGGGAAAAUCAAAUAGUGUGUUAGUUCUGUCUUCUGCUAUAAAUACCAAAUGUAGUAGGAACAUGGUGGACAGUCCUUAGAAGGCAGCAGAGGUUGUGCUGCUUUCCCAGGAUCAAGGUGUGAAAAGACCUUUGAAAGUGAGAAGGUGUUGGGGCGUCAUUUCACAGGCCUUUGCCAAUUGUCCACUCACGGGGUUCAUUGCUGGAACUGCAGUUGCCUUUGGCUAAUUGCAGUAGUUAGAAAGCGUUUGAUUUGAAGGCAGCGGCGGCAGCAGAUUGCUGUUAGCUGAGAUUUAUUGGUGAAAGGUUUAGGGGAACACCUGGUGCAGCGAGUUCACAAUCCUUGCUGGAGCAACAGAUGGAGCUAAGGAUACAGGGUAGAGAAGAGGAAUGAGGCAGUGUGGCUACAAAACCACACAGAAGUGACGAGCUGCUAAAGACCAGUGAGGUGGAUGUAAAAAAAGGUAAUGGCUCUUAGUUUUACUGGCAGUUUCCCAUGUUUAGUCUGAGUUUCUUUGUGGUUUCCCACCAGAGAAGAUAUCCUGGCUUGUUUGCUUGAAGUUGAACAGAAGUCGUAAUAACAGUUCCAUGAUUCCUAUGAUGUUUCAGUACACGGAAAAUAAUUAUUUUCUGCUUUAUUAACAUUUUUAAAACACUACCAAAAAAGUACACCAUUCUAUAAUCUUGAAAACCCACUGAGACUUCUUCAACCAAAGAGACUUCUUCAUCAAGUUUUCCUUUAGCUCUUUUAUUUGCGGUCUACGCCAUGGGUGAACUGCUUUGCCUCUGCAGAGCUCAGCCAGAAGAAAUCUUGUUAAAACAUUUUCAGUGAGUGAAAGAUUUGUGUACUUGGCUUAAUUUUUAAGUCAUUAAACUUGUCCUUUCCCUUAGGAUACACACCUACACACAGUCAUGAGACAUACACACCCAAACCUCCCAUUCUUAAGUCAUUUGUUCUGCUGAAAUGAACUUUAACUUGUGUUUCAGUAGUGAUGAAUAACUAGGAUUAUGCUUAUUACUUUCAGACAAGUGUCCAUCAACACCAUUAUGCCUUUAGACCAUUUUAGUGACAGUGAAAGACGUCAAUAAUUUUUCCAUACAGAAAAGCAAAUCCUUUCAUUAGCAGCAAACUUCCCCUGAAUGUACUUUUUAAUUGUCAAGUCAUGUAAUUGGUGAUGAUAUAACUGAAACACUCAGACACUAUCAGGUUCAGGAACAUUGAGCAGAGGUUAAGGAGUUCAAAAGUCAAACAAAAUGAACAGCGCAGAGGUGAAUAACUGCGGGAGUAGACUUUGAGCCAUUGUAACCAGCCUGCAUUAUUGACCUACAAGUACCAUGCAGCUACGUAACUUAAGACUGUUACAUAAUCCAAGAUAAAUAAUCUAAAGCUUUGUUAGAUAGCUGAUGUAACCUGAGUUUUUCAGUUUGCUUUCAAUGCAUACACAAACACUCAAAAAGAAUCAAAAACUGAUUUCACUGUAGAGAUCAGAGACUUUUCGAUUUUCCUUAUUUUACAUAUAGAUUUUCUUAUUCAAAUCUAAAAUUUUUUGGCAAAUUCCUUAAAAUGAAAAUGAUUUUAUUGUAUGUUAUAACAAGAUAAACUUCUUUGUGGUUGUCUGCCGUGACAGCCAAGUUGUUAGCUGUAGUUCAAAGGUUGACUUCAAGUUUUGUAAUGCACUGUAGUUUUUUUUAUUUAAUGCUGUAAAACACCGGCUCAUAUCUUUAACGGGCGCUUUGCUGUGUCACGUCCAGGCCAGUCGACCAUGACUGUUCAUUUCUACCUGUUACACAACACUUAACCUCUGCCCAAUUUUCACACUUAGUUGAGUGUUUGUGUGCGUGUGUGUGUGUGUGUGUGUGUGUGUGUGUGUGUGUGUGUGUGUGUGUGUGUGUGUGUGUGUGCGCACUGCUUAGUUGAACAGGGUGAGUUCCACUCAGCUCUCAUUCUCCCAUCAGCGUUGCAUGUGAAGGGACAGCAGCAACAUCUGGGAUAAGGUAUGACGGGUGCACUGGGUUUGUUUAAAAUUGAUUUUGCUGUUUUGGGAACAACUUAAAGUUAUGAUUCCUCCAAAUAUUUAGACUUUUCAUAUUUUCUUUAUGCAUUGUCAUACACGUUAUUUUAGAGGAAGUAUAGUUUCAAGCUGUAUCUGCAGGAGUGUUUAAUGAAUGUGGAGUUGUUUUUUUGUUUUUGACUUAAUGCUUGGAGACUCAAAGGAUGUGCUUCUCUUUUUGUAGAUCUUGUACAGAGAUAUUUUAGAGUCUUUGAUUUACGAUAAACUCAAACCUUUCAUUUUUUUAUAACCACGCCAGUACGCUACAAAUGUGCAAAUAAAGUCUUUGAUUGUAGAAAUAAGGUCAUGUCCAGUGGGAAGGCAAGAGUAAAAGAAAUUGAGUGUACUCGUGUUGCAGGAAUAAAAGCUCCUAGUCUUUUCACAAAGCUGGACAAUUACUUUUAGGCUGGAAGUCAAACAGGGGAUUCAUUCUUAUCUUUAAAGUCACAUGUACACCGAUCUGGUGGGGUGUUUUAAGUUGGGUUGUGAUUGAAGGUUGAAAGCUGAUUUCAUCAUAUUCAAAAGGGAAAACAAGAUAAUGGUCCGCUUCAAUGGGAGAAGCAUACUCCAAAGGUAAAUAUUGAAUUUUCUCUCUCUCCCCAGAGCAUGAUGGCACAACUCCUUUGGCUCGGCCUAUCGCUGCUGGCCUUCGUCCAGUCCAGCACAGUGAAGAACUGCCACCCCGGCUGCCACUGUGAGGUGGAAAGCUUCGGCCUGUUUGACAGCUUCAGUCUCACCAGAGUGGACUGCAGAGGGUUGGGACCAAGCGCCACCAUGCCAAUCCCCAUCCCUCUGGACACUGCCCACCUGGACCUGUCCUCCAAUUCCAUGGGCCCACUUAAUGACACUAUGUUAGCUGGUCCUGGCUACACCACCCUUGUCAGCUUGGACCUUAGCAGCAACCACAUAACAAAGGUCAGUGGUCAGAGGAACUAAAAUCAAAAUAUGUUUAAGUUCUUCCAGUACUAAUUCUAUUUAUUCUCAUCUGAAACAUACUUCCAUGAGCUCAAAUGACAUUUUCUUGGCUUUCUGACUUGAUUGGAUGCAUAUUUAACCAUUUUCAUGUUGACAUUAAAUGUUAUCCUGCAUGUCCAUUUCCUUUGCAUCCAGUAAAAUGCUACUUCAGGCAGCCCACAAUCUCAAACUCAGCCCACAGUACAUCAGGUGAUCCUAAUGCCAGCCCAUGCCAGCUGACAGCUCAGCUGAUUACUUUUUAUGCAUCCAAUUGGCAAUGUCAGAACGGGUGUUCUUUUUCAAAUACUUUGGCCUGCUCACACUCUCCCUGCUUCCUCCACAAGCUGCUUUUCAGUCGACCUCUACCCGGCUCCUCCUGUUGUGCUGUGUUUGAUUUUUCCAGUGUCGUAUGUAUUAUUUGUGAGGCCUGCUCUGUUUUAUUUCCUGGGGGCUCUUUCCUGCUGUUUUUCCUUGCCUUGGCCUUUUUGAUGCAUGCACAUGAAACAGAGGAGAGGUGUGCUCUUCCCGCUUCAGGCUUUAACAGUCAGUGUGCACUCCUAGAACAGAGCCAUACCUCCAAAACAGACCUUAUUCUAUGAUAACUCUCUUUGACAUAAGUGGGCUUGUCUGAAUGUACAGUUCCUGUAUUGACGUGGCAACCUUCUGUUUUCAUGAUGACUUUGCAAUCUUGUCAGUUUUUCUGCUUCACCGAUGAUUGUUGUGUGUUUUCAUGGCUGUAAAAGAACAAUUUACCUUAAUGUCAAUAUUGUUGUUGUGAUUUUGUAAAGAUUAUACCACAACUCACUCUUCUGAAAAGGCCAACACAGACUUCAUACAUUUUCAAACACACCUCAACAACUGAGUAAAUUGGUGCUCAACCCCUAAAGUGCAAGGCGGAGAAUUCAAAAUAUUCCAAAGUUUAUGCAGCAGACUGAGUAUUCAGAAAUAAAGAAAAAAUACAUGUGAGGGGAAAACUGGUUAAGAGGGGUAGUGUUAACAUUCAAGAUUUCUCCCAAAAACUGGCACUUGCUUAGAUCCUGCCUACCCCACCUUUAACUCAUGUAUGUAUCUCCACCCCUAUGUUAACUUCUUCCUUGGCUUCUCUUUUUUAGGUAAGCCCCAAUGCUUUGUCCAGACUGCGUUACCUGGAGACUCUGGAUCUGAGCGACAACAACCUGGAGAGCCUCUCUCCAAACUGCUUCUCCGGCCUCCCUUUGGCUGAAGUUGACCUCAGCCAUAACAGCUUCCAAAAGUUCGACAUGAACGUGUUCACUACCAAAGUUAACGGUGACCCUGUCAGUGUGGAUCUGUCCCAUAACCAGCUCGUGUCACUCUCACUGACUUCUCACGGAGGCGCAUUACAUAUUCAAGGCUUAAAUCUGUCAGCAAACCGACUGUUGAGUGUACCAAAGCUGGCAGGACUACCUUUAAGGUACCUAAAUCUGGAUGGUAAUCCUGUCACCCACAUCAAGGAGGGAGCAUUUACUCAAAUGAAAGAUCUGGUUUAUUUGUCCAUCAGCGGUCUGCAUGAACUUCAGGACAUUGAGCCACACAGCUUCAAGGGCCUCCAGAGCCUGCAAGUUUUGGAUCUCUCUCACAACCCCAAGCUUAAGACUUUGAGCCCUGCAGUUUUUAGUGGACUGGACUCCUUGCAGGAGCUGAAUCUGUCUGGUUCUGGUUUGGCUUCCUUGCCAAAUAACAUGCUGACCCACUUGCCCAGUAUUAAGAGCAUUACACUGGGAAGAAACAUCCAAUGCUGGAGGACCCAAAAACAAGGACAGUUCCACCGACAGCUUGGUCAGGUCCAACACAACGAUGUGUUAAACUGUAACGUAGAGGGGGUGGUGCUGUAAGACCGGGGUUUGUGUGUCUGGACUGCUGCUUUAUAGGGCCAGUAUACUCCCAUCAGAAGGGCUUAUGGAUGAUGUAACCUUACAACCCCUCUGCACAUACCUUCCUGUUUUCCACUUUGGAGGGCCGUAUGCAACAGUUUUCUGUCACUCUGUAACGUUAAGGUCUGACUUUUUUUACAAGCUUUUUCUGUUCUCAUCAGAUUCUUCUUCCUCUUUCUCUUGACAGAUAACAUUUUUAAAAAACUAAGUUUAACAGCAAGGGAAAUGUGGGGAGGAUUUACACUCGAUUAACUUUUACUCGACUCUGAAUACUUUUUAUGUUACAGAACCGCAAGUCAUAUGAGGUAUGACGUAUAUCCAAGCCUUUUAAUUCCAACGCAAUCGUGCCUUAUCUGCUUUGAUAUGCAAAACACUUUGUGUUGCACUCAGCCUAUUAUGCUUGUUCAUAUGUGCAACUGGAAUUCAUGUAACGUUGCCUUCUGUAGCAAAGUACCAAGAAAAAGAAAAGUCGUUUUAUCUCAUUAUCUAGUCCUGAAUGGCAGGGAACUCAAAAGUCCAAAAUGUAAAGUAGGUUAUGUGUUUCCUUUAAAGAAGUGGGACCAUAUCUAAAAGAUUUGCACUUGUUUCAGUUGAGGUUUUUUUUUUUUUUAAGCUCUGAGAUGACGCCUUUUAAUCAUCCAGUGUAUUACAAAGUUCUCUUCAUUGUUCUCAAAACCCACACUGGAGAGUAUUUUUUUUGACCACUAAUAUGUUUUAUUUGACUUUGAAUGUGAUGCUUUGUUAAAAUGAUUAACAAAGGUAGUUUGACAUUAUGUUUUUAGUAAUGUUAGAGUUUUAGAUACGGACCAACACCACCCCAAAAAACAGUUUGGUACUGAUGCAGCUUCAGCUAGUUAGGCCCAGUCCCAAAGCACCCCCUACACACUCGCCCGUCACUAUCGAGUGUCACUCGUAAUGAAGUUACACUCGCAGCUGUGGAGUGCGCUUCAAAUGUGAGGGUAUAAACAAGACGGGCGUGUAUGGGACGCCCUCCUCACUCCACCGGAAAAUGGAAAGAUUCAUCUCCAUAGCAACACAAAGAUGCGUCCUGUGCAAGACAGCGUUGAUUUUCGUAGUAAGCGGACAUCAUGUACAGUUCUGAGCCGCUCCGGCUGCCUUGUCUCUUCAUCCUCCCAGUAAAAUCAUAAAUCCAGUAACCAUGACAGUGACAGGAGCUAAAUUAUACUUCUGAUUGUUAGUGAUUUCACACGUCUUUGAACCCCUUUACUAUUUAACAUGUGCCUGAACAAUCAAAACAAAUGUCAGCACAGAGUUUCAUUUGAUCUUUCCAAACCACGUCUUUUGUGAUUUUAGUUUUUGUCAGUAAGACAAAGGUGGACACAUAUGGAACUUAUAUUUGUAUGUUGUUUCCUCCUCCUCCUUUUUUGCCGUGAGUGAGCGUCGGUGCAGACCACUCGCCCUCCUCACUUUGUGGUUUGGGACGGCCUUCAAUAUGGUGGAGCCUCUGCAGGGACGCGCAAACAGAGGGAAAGAGUAUAGGGCGAGUGUUGAGGGGGUGGUUUGGGAUUGGGCCAUACUCUAGUCUAGUUUAACACAAAGACUGGACAUGGGACUCCCUAACAAGUCAUGAAUGUAACCAAGUGCCUGAACCAAAAAUAGUCAUGGUAUGUCAAGUUUUGGAGUUGCGGCAUUUAAAAGACAUAUUAAAAUAAAUUUUGUCCCCUUACAUAAUUUUAGCACCAAUCUAAUUUCAAAAGACAUACGGACCAAUUUGAAAAUUUGUCAGCAGUUAAGAAAAAAGUAAUUCGACUAUCUUGUAAAAGUAUAGCUGGGUUGCAGCAGUGCCCACUGUAAAGCUACAAAGAACAAAACCAAGUAUAGAGUUUGUAAAAGCCUCAUACAACCAUGAACUGUAGUUUAAGUUCUGGGUCUAACAGGUGGGAUAUCAUUGUCUGAAUGAGGCAAACUAUCUCUAUCUGUUUUCAGUCUUCGAGCUAAAUGACUGCUGGUUGAUGUUACAUGUUUACCACUGACUUCAGGGUAGUUUCAACCUUUACUUAAUCCCUAGAGGGGGAAAAAAGAGAAGUGAGAAUCAAGUCUUAUGCAAACUUUAAUUUCUUUUUGGUGGGUUGAUCUUUUCUUGUCACCUCAACAAAAACGCAAUUUCAUUACUUGAAUGUUCGUCCCUGAAUCUGUCAACUUGUCCCUUGUUUUGGAGAGUUUGUCCUACAUAUGUGAGGCACGGCAUUUGACAUAGUGGUCACUAAUCUGCGUUCUGUUUGUUUAUGCAGUACAAGUAAAGAAGAAGUGACCCUUGCUGACCAUGAGUUUAUUUUGACCUGCCAUCAAAUCCCUCUUGAGCAAGACUUAUUUUAAAACAAACUUACCCAAUCAAACAACUUUUGACAUAUUUACUACUGAGUUCAGUACGAAUAUCUGUUUAUGCUAAAACAACAAGCUGCACUGUGUUCCUGUGUGCAGCCUUAACUUUGCAUUCCUGUGGCAUUUCUGUGGACCUGAGAGGAAGAUCAGCCUCAAUACUGCAUAUUAGCAAUUUCCAAUGUCACUAAUCUCUACAGGCUUCAUGCCUCUGAUGCAAGAAAUUGAGCAAAAAUACACCUUUGAAUUCAAAUUCAUAUAAACCCUGUCUUCAUGCAGGAGUUUAUAUUUGUAUGUAUGUAACUAUAUUGUAUAUAAUUUUAUAUAAAUAUGAAUGAAUCACAUGUUUAAUAAAUUGACUAUUCUUACACAGUG
This is a messenger RNA of Xyrichtys novacula (pearly razorfish), 11419 nucleotides long. The record is from the annotation of a GenBank genome assembly. NCBI's taxonomy places the organism in Eukaryota, Metazoa, Chordata, Actinopteri, Labriformes, Labridae.